GCUAGGGAAAGUUCGCUUGAAGAGUGGAUUUACUUCGCAAAAUAAAGGUAUAAAAGGGUCAAAAUUUAUCUUAAUCUCAUCUUCAUCAAAACCUGCUCUUCUAUAAACAAAAUCUUCGCUGUAUCUUCCAACAUUAAAAUGUUCUUCUUUGUGUUUCAAGUUCUCGUCGUUAUUGUCUUCAUGGUUAGUGGCGUUAAUUGCUUUGUUGGCACAUUUUUUGCGGAUACUACAAAUCUCCUGCUGCUCCUUAUCCUGCUUAUUUAUCUUGGAUUUGCCUUGCUGUUUGGAAUGGUUAGAGGUGGUGGUGGAAAGAAGAAAACUGUGAGGCAACGUGCCGCCACCACCUAUCGCGAUGAUGGCAAAAAGCAAAAGCCGAAGCACAACGAGGAGGAAAACGAAGAUAAGAAAGAUGAGAAUGGAAACAAGAAGGAUGAUAAGAAGAAAGAUGAUAAAGAUGAGAAGAAAAAUGCGUGAAAGGAAGAAGAAAAAGCUCGAUUGAAAAUAAAUAGGUAAAUAUAUAAAUUAGACUCUCAUAUUUUUGCUCUCUCAUUUUUUGUGUAGCCCUUAUACCUAUGUUUUGGUUGUAAAUAGUUUUUUGUGGAUGUAUGGAAAUUUGAGAGAGUAUUUUUUUGUCGAAUAAUUUGCAAGAGUUUGAGUUUCCUUUUUUUGAGUUUGAGUUUUCUUGCAGUUUGAGUUUGCAAGGGUUUGAGUUUUUUUGAGUUUCCUCCUGUUGAGGAAUGUGUUAAGAUUCCUUUUUGCGGUCUAAAAGUUGACAGAGUUCUC
Meloidogyne enterolobii is the source of this 783-nucleotide messenger RNA. The record is from the annotation of a GenBank genome assembly. Lineage: Eukaryota; Metazoa; Nematoda; Chromadorea; Rhabditida; Meloidogynidae.